Messenger RNA from Gopherus evgoodei (Goodes thornscrub tortoise), 3037 nucleotides. It is a transcript of the gene PPP1R12C, whose product is annotated as protein phosphatase 1 regulatory subunit 12C. Lineage: Eukaryota; Metazoa; Chordata; Testudines; Testudinidae. The transcript is spliced from 23 exons. Gene Ontology annotation, biological process: signal transduction. The record is from RefSeq and is a predicted model, not a curated record. Gene Ontology annotation, molecular function: enzyme inhibitor activity; protein kinase binding; phosphatase regulator activity. Gene Ontology annotation, cellular component: cytoplasm. The coding region runs from base 1 to 2592 and encodes 863 amino acids.
AUGGCGGCGGACGCGGGCGCGGCGGCGGCGGCCCGCGAGCGGCGGCGCGAGCAGCUCCGGCAGUGGGAGGCGGCGCCGGCCCCGCCCUGCCCCCCGCGGCCGCCGCGCGCCCGGGCCGUGCGCUUCGAACGCGCCGCCGAGUUCCUGGCCGCCUGCGCGGGGGGGGAGCUGGGCGAGGCCCGGGCCAUGCUGCGGGGGGGGCCCGGCGGGGAGCGGCCCGGGCCCGGCCUGGUCAACGGCACCAACGCGGACGGGAUCAGCGCGCUGCACCAGGCCUGCAUUGACGAGAACCUGGAGGUGGUGCAGUUCCUGGUGGAGAACGGAGCCGACGUGAACCAGGCAGACAAUGAGGGCUGGACGCCCCUGCAUGUUGCUGCCUCCUGCGGCUACAAGGAGAUCGCCCAGUACCUGCUGGCCCACGGCGCUCAGGUGGCGGCGGUGAACAGUGACGGGGAGAUUCCUCUGGAUAUCGCCGAGGAUGACGGCAUGGAGGCGCUGCUGCGGGAGGAGAUCGCCAAGCGAGGGGUGGACGUGGCGGCUGCCAAGCGGGAGGAGGAGGAGCUGAUGCUGCAGGACACGCGCCAGUGGCUGAACGCCGGGCACAUCGACGACACGCGCCACCCCAAGACCGGAGCCAGCGCCCUGCACGUGGCCGCCGCGAAGGGCUACAUCGAGGUCAUGAGGCUGCUCCUGCAGGCCGGUUAUGACCCCAAUGUGCGGGACAAGGAUGGCUGGACCCCCCUGCACGCGGCGUCCCACUGGGGGGUGGAGGAAGCCUGCCGUCUGCUGGUGGAGCAUCUGUGUGACAUGGACACCCUCAACAACGUGGGCCAGCGGCCGUGCGACCUGGCAGACGAGGACACGCUCAGCCUGCUGGAGGAGCUGCAGAAGAAGCAGGAGGACCUGCGCAGCAAGAAGGAAGCUCACCUGAAGCAGGCGGUGAUCGAUACCAGCGCAGAGCAGCAGCCCGUGUACAGCGCCAAGCACAGGCGGAGCUCCGUGUGCCGCAUGAGCAGCCGGGAGAAGAUCUCGGUGCAGGACCAGUCCAAGGAGCGCAAGACCCUGGGCCCCAUUGUCCCGGAUGAGGAGAACAGCUCCGCCUCCGAGGGGGAGGAGCCGGAGAAACCCAUCGAGUCCACGAAGCCCCUCACUCAGGAGAGCAGCGGCUUGAAUGGGAUCGCCCUGCCCCCCGUCUCCCCUGCACCGACGGGGCCCAAGUUCUCCGGAGGCCGCCCCACAGCGUCGGAGGAUUCGUCGGCACCCGCCUGGAGGGCAGGGCUGCGGAAGACGGGCAGCUUUGGGGUGCUGCAGGACGCCCGGCUGGACGAGGGGCCCCCCAAGGAGGGCAGAAUCAAGCGCUCGGCAUCCAGCCCCAGGCUGGACACAGAAGAGAAGCCACAGGACAUCUGGGAAAUCCUACAGAAGUGGAACAGGACUCUGAUUGGCCCGGGGUUAGCCAAUAAGAGCGUAGCCUCAGAGCUAGCCAAUCGGGAGGAAGGGAGUUCAUCAGGUGACCUGAGCAAGGAGCCACCACGCCUGGCCCGGGUCCCGCCAACACCCACCCGGCGUAUCUUCACCCUGCCAGACGCAGAGCCAAGCCGAGCGAGCUUGGAAGAUGGUCUGCAGAUGAAAAUCGACGUGGGUCCUGCCCCCAACCAGCUCCCCACUUCCAGCACAGACCCCCGCGACCGUCGAAGAUCGUAUCAGACCCCCGUGAGGGAUGAGGAGUCGGAAUCCCAGCGCAAAGCCCGGUCGCGUCUCAUGAGACAGUCCCGGCGAUCCACCCAGGGCGUCACACUCACAGACUUGAAGGAAGCCGAGAAGACCAUUGGCCGAUCUGGGGACGCCAGGGCCCCUGAGCAGCGAAUCGGGGAGGACGGGAAGCGGGGCCGAGAAGGGGAGCAGCUGCUGGACACCAUGGACUCGGCCAGGCGAUGCCGCACAGCCAAUCCUGAGGGCUCCUCGGUGUAUCCCGUGAAUCCCAUCGUGGUGAACUCUCAGGCAAAGAAAGCGCUGGAGCCCGAGGGGCUGGGGAUGGGCUCUGAAGUGGAGGCUGAGUUGCGGAACCGACUCGCCGUGCGGGACCGCCGGAAAGGCCGGCGGGAACGACGCUCCACGGGCAUGGUGCAGAACGCAGAGGGCGACGAGACCGAGGAGCCAGAGCAGCUGAACGACGACGCCCCGGGAUCCAGCACGUCCGACCACUUGAACAGCCUCCUGCCCCACCGGACGGAUGCCUACGGCUGCGCCAGGCUCAGCAGCGUGAGCAGUGCCGGGGACGAGCAUGAAUACAAAAAGCUCUAUGAAGAUCUCCAGGUGGAGAAUGAGAAGCUGAAGGAGCAGCUGCAGGAGACGCAGCUGAAGCUGACUCAGAUCAAGCUGGAGCUAGAGCGGGUGACCCAGAGGCAGGAGCGCUUUGCCGAGCGGCCAGCGCGGCUGGAGCUGGAGAGAUUUGAGCGCCGGGCCUUGGAGCGGAAGGCGGCAGAGCUGGAAGAGGAGCUGAAGGCUCUCUCAGACCUGAAGGCCGAUAACCAGCGCCUGAAAGACGAGAACGCGGCUUUGAUCCGGGUCAUCAGCAAACUCUCCAAGUGACGCCCCCCGUCCAGGGCAGGGAGUCACCCCAAUUCCCGGGCCAACCCCUUCCAACCGGCAGGGAGCCCCCCUACACUCCAGACCAGCUCCCCCAGCCAAGAUGUCAUGGGAGGGGGGAGUCUAUGGACCAGAAUAAGCUCCUCCUCCCCACAGCAGGACCACACCCCCUUACGCCUCCCCCUCAAACCAGGGAUCGCCUGAUAAACCUCCCCCACAAAUCUUUCCUCUGGGGGGAGGGGUAUCUGAGCCCCCCUGAUCAUCAGACCAAACGUGCUCCCCCAAACCCAGCCCCCUCCCUGGGACAAAUAUUUAUUAUUUGUGACUCUUGACAAUUCCUGCUACUUGUUAAGUGAUGCUUGUUGCCAGUAGCUUGGGGAGGGGGCAGAUUCCCACCUGCCCCCCUUCCUCAGUCCCAGCCUCGGGGUGGGGGGGCCUGUAAGCCAAA